GACAAAAGACUUACCGGGAGAAUCGAAAGUUAGUGAAACAGAAGAGAAGAGCCAUGGAGAUGCAAGAGGUUUCUGCGGAGAAUAAGAGUGACGAUGAAAAUGAGGCAGCAAAUAAGCUGAUGGUGGAGGUCCCAACUGAAGAGGAAGCAGAACCAGACCAUUACGCUAAACUGCAAAGUCCAUCUGAGGACAUCUAUACAGAAACUUCUUUUGCUGAUGCUCCAAUUAAAACAAAAACAGGCAAGCAGACCGAGGGAAAUGCACGGCUGUAUCGGGCCGGAUGCUUUUUCCUCAUAACAAUCUGCUCCAUCCUUCUGCUUGUCAUCAUUGUCCUCAGUAUGAAACUCAACACCGGAUCCACAGCCUGCUCCGGGAGAGGAGAAACUACAACAAAUGAUAAACAAAAUCCUUCAACAUGCAGCAUGGAGCAGUGCCAGGACUUCUUCCCAACCUUUUAUUCCAAACGUUUUGGAUGCCAGCAGUGUGCAAAUGGCUGGUUGACGUACGGCCGAUCUUGUUUUUUCCUGUCCACCUUCAGGCUGACGUGGGCUGAGAGUCAGAUGAACUGCAGCUCCAGAGGUGGAUCUCUGGCUGUUAUAACCAGCCAGAAUGUUCAGAACUUUUUGACAACAAAAGGGAAUUUGAGAUACUGGAUUGGGCUGACACAAAGAGAUGCCAAGUGGACCUGGGUCAACAACAAUGAGCUCCAAGAGAGUUACUGGGCAGAAGCUCCACAACAUGGGGACUGUGCUUAUCUCAGCAGUGAGCGUCCAUUUGCGAAGAACUGGGACAGAGCUUCCUGUCAAGCUGCCACCUACUUCAUCUGCCAGCUUCAGUACUGAUAGCAUCUUUGUUUUCUAGCAGCUCAUUGCUCUGCAACAAUCAUCAACAUCACAUUCUUGCAACUAGAUAAUAAGUUGAAUAUAUUAGUAAAUUGUAGCUCAGCAUAUUUUACUGCUAAAUUGUUCUUUUUCAUAUUACUAUAAAAAUAACACAUGCUUCUAUAGCAUAAUACUACAAGAAUAAUUGCACUUCUUACUAUACAGGAAAACUGAGAAAUAUGAUUCCUCUUUGUGCAAGUUCAUGAAAGGCAUCAACACUUUUCAUUUACUUCAUAUGGUCAGAAUUUUGAAGGCCUUAGAAAGUGGACUUUAGGAUCAGCCUGCAUUUCUUUCUAAACAUAUCUGAUACCCUGGUCCACCUCUGGCUCUUCCUGCUCCAUCUCCAAACCCAAAGCACUGUUACGAAUCAAUUCCCAACCAGCCUGUGCCUUUUUGUUAUUGUAUUGUCUUUUUCUAACCAGUGGGGUUUGCUUCAUUGUGUCUGACUUCUCCAGUCCAUCCCCUUCCUUCUCAUCCUUCAAGAAGAGUUUGACAUAACGUUCCAUCUUUUUCAUCAAGUGGUCAUUUCGGCUUUCAACCCUGCAAAAAAGAUGAGUAAACCAGAAGACAUGUCUCAAAGUACAAUCCCAAUUCCAAAAGCAUUUAGAUCCCGUGUUGAAUGUAUGUCCAAAACAGAAUUUAAUGAUUUGUAAAUCUCACAACUUUAUAUUUGGUUCACAAUACAACAUAGAAAACAUUGAAUGUUGAAAGUGAGAAUGUCACUAUUUUAUGAAAAAUGGUCACCUCAUUUUAUAUUAGAUGGUAACAGCACAUCUCAAAAAAACUGGAAUGGUAACAAAAAAAAGUUAUAAAAGUUCUGUGGUGCUAAGAUGGGGAAAGGUUCAGCAAUCUGUUAACAAAAGUGGAACAUUCAAAGUAAUGUUCUUAAAUGUAAAAUAAAUUGUGAAGACUAUGAAUCUCAAAAGAUUCAGAGAAUCUGGAAGCCUCUCUAUGCGCAAGGGGGAAAGCUAGAAAUCUGUAUAGAAGGCUUAUCAACACUUUAUCAUUGAGAUCAUUGACUGUGAACACAGUUCACUUUGCCAUCCAUAAGUGCAGGUUAAAGCUCAGUCAUGAAGAGAAGAGGCCAAAUGUAAACAUGAAUUAGAAAUGCUUUUAUAUUCUCUGAGCCAAAUCUAAUUUAAAACAUACCGAGGUAAACUACAAAACUGUUACAUGGUUAGCUGAAGAUAAGUUUGAACUUCUAUAAAGAAAAUCACAUCUUCUAGUUUGAAGAGCAGAGACAGCAUCCUGUCUGUUAUCAGCACUCAGUUCAAAAGCCUAAAUCUCUGAUUGUAAGGAGGUUUAGUAGUGCCUAUGGAACUGAUAACUUGCAUAUUUGCAUGAUUCAGAGAGGUAUAUACAGGUUUUAGUGCAAUAUGCUCCCGUCCAGAUGACAUUUUUAAUGCAAGGCUUUCAGCCAGACAUUGUUAUGAAUGCAUUAUGGAAGAGUUCAGAUGCUGUGGUGGCCUGCCGGAGUCCAGACCUUCCAUCAGCUGAGAACAUUUGGUGCACCGUGAAAAAAUAAAUAA
Molecule: messenger RNA, 2410 nt
Organism: Melanotaenia boesemani (Boeseman's rainbowfish)
Lineage: Eukaryota; Metazoa; Chordata; Actinopteri; Atheriniformes; Melanotaeniidae
Exons: 7
Coding region: 54-842 (262 amino acids)
Source: RefSeq, a predicted model, not a curated record